GACAAUCUGUAUCAAGUGUUAAUAAAGUUUAUUUAGUAUCGAACAAAGUGGUGAGUGCCUCUUUCCCGCCGACUCCUUGAUCGAUCCCCGAAACGACCCGCACAACAUUUCUGGUGGCAACGGUGGGAUCGUUCCGCAGCUACACCCAGUCAUCUGGAAGGAACAAACGAUCGGAAUUCAAGGAAAAGGCCUGAAAAGAAGUCGACAUCCCUGCAGCGAGAAAGAGCCGGUAGAGCCACAACGCAGAGCAUAUCAGUGACACCGGAGAAGCCACGACCUACCGCAACAGCCAGCGCCACGUCACAAACAUGCGAAUUGCGAGCGUAAUGAUGCUCCUUAUGUGGAGAAGAGCAGGACAAGCGACACCUGACUCUCGGCAUAAUCUUGACUGGGAAUUGUUCUCGCACCAGCCAGGAAUCUACUACGAGGAAAUCGGUCAGCUGAGACAGGCUGAAUCGGCAUGGAAAUUAGUGAUAAAACUGAGCGCAAAAGAAUUAGAUCAGACAUCAGCAAUUGCAAGACUAUAUGGAGGAAACCGCAAUACAGUGCCGAAAAGUAAUAGGCAACGCCCAGUUAGGUUGCCGAAACAUUAUGAGGAUAAUAGAAAGAAAAAACACCAAAUUGAUCACGCUGUUGACACAAGUAGAAACGCUAUACAAAACGACUGA
Molecule: messenger RNA, 668 nt
Organism: Pogonomyrmex barbatus (red harvester ant)
Lineage: Eukaryota; Metazoa; Arthropoda; Insecta; Hymenoptera; Formicidae
Source: RefSeq, a predicted model, not a curated record